AUGGCAUCCCCUUCGUCGUCAAAUGCUCUGGCAAAGCGACCAGACAGCAAGCUGAUGCCCCCUCCUCCCGCUCCGAAACGAAUCAAGCGCCCUGCGACCGUUCUGGACGAGGACAUUUACACGAGCGCGCUCUCCCACAUUAUCGCCCGUGAUUUCUUUCCAGGUCUGCUGGAGAUCCAGGCGAAGCAGGAAUAUCUCGAUGCAUUGGAUUCCAAGGACAAAGCAUGGAUCUCCAGUGCCAAGAAGCGACUGACGGAUGUGAUGCGAACUCCCACGCCGGGUUCGAACGCCAGGCGCAAGACGGAAACCGGGUCGGUGGCGGGUACACCUGUUCGUCAUUCGGCCGGCCGAUCCGAUGAGACGCCCCGUGGAUGGGGUGGGGAUACUCCCAUGUCGGUAGCAUCAACAGCGACGACGGCGACGACAGCGUCAACGGUCAAGGGCAAAGAAAUCCCCGACGUGUCCAACAUGGGCUUGACAGCCUUUCAGGCAAAGUACACCAGUGAAGACAACGAAUCGUUCAACAAAGUUCUGGACAAGCAAAAUACCAAGAAGCGUGAAAAAUACGCUUUUCUCUGGAAUAACAACAAGAUUCCAUCGGCGCGUCAAAUCGCUCAUCACAAGCAAGAGGUCAAACGUAUCACCGCACAAGGCGGCAAUCCUGAGACAAGCCUGACCAAGCGAAAAGAGACGGGAGAGACCGAUAUCAAGACCGAUCUUGACGCGCGGCCAGCCAGACCGGAUUCCUGGAAACACCGUCCGGACAAUGGUCUCAUGUUCCUCCCAUCUUCAAUCGAGGACACCCACGAGACCCUUCAACAACAGGCCGAGACCGCUUCUCGCGCCGGUCCUAAACGAACUCUGUAUCAAAACACACGACUCCUGGACCACGACGCUGCUGCCGCUGCCGAUGCAGCGUCCGCGGUCCCGCCCUCUCCCUCAUUAUCCGCCAUCAAAGAUGUCAUUGCAGGCCGUCCGCACCUGGGCGAAUCCGAAGCGUCUGCCAUACCGGGUGGCGAGACCCCUCGCGUCAAUGGCUAUGCAUUUGUUGACGAAGAUGAGCCCGAGCUGGGUUUUGGGACAUCGUCUGCCGAUGAUUACAAGGCGGACUGGCGACUUCUGGGGUCAUCCUCGGACACGACACCCAAUCCGUUUCAGAUUGGCGAGACUCGCAAGCGCGAGGCUCUUCACCAUCGCAUGGUCGAUCGUGUUUCGCGGACCAAGCGAGCUGCGAAGGCCGCUCAGACUUUGAAAACGCCCGUCACGGCCACGCCGCGGUUCGCCAGUAGCCCCCGAAUUGACUUUGGAUUACAACGCACACCGGGGGGAGCAGUCGCGGGAGGAAAGACAAAGAUGUUGACCCCGGCAGCGCAAAAGCUCUUGUCACAGGUUGGGAGUAGCACACCGCGAGGGUCUGGAUCAACCAGCAGGUCGGGGCUCGGGAAUAUCUGGACGCCCACACCGCGGCGAAAAUAG
Messenger RNA from Penicillium oxalicum, 1476 nucleotides. RefSeq names its product splicing factor ESS-2 family protein. The record is from RefSeq and is a predicted model, not a curated record. The transcript has a single exon. Bases 1 to 1476 code for a protein of 491 amino acids. NCBI's taxonomy places the organism in Eukaryota, Fungi, Ascomycota, Eurotiomycetes, Eurotiales, Aspergillaceae. Gene Ontology annotation, cellular component: catalytic step 2 spliceosome.